Messenger RNA from Entrophospora candida, 338 nucleotides. The record is from the annotation of a GenBank genome assembly. NCBI's taxonomy places the organism in Eukaryota, Fungi, Glomeromycota, Glomeromycetes, Entrophosporales, Entrophosporaceae.
AAAAUAUACUCCAAAGAAACCAAGAGCUAAAGCUAUUUCAUCUGGGAAAUAUGCUAAAAAUAAGGGAGAAAAGGUACCAGAUUGGAGAAGGCACAUUAUCCCAAAAUACCAUGAAUUAAAGCACUGUAAUUAUAAUCCUGAGAGUAAGUAUUAUACCACUGAUAAGAUUAAUAAUUUUAUAAGAGAAAUAGAAGAAAUCGAAGCUGAAAGCACCAAGUAUGAAAGUGGUAAAUAUCCUGUUCACCAAAAUCAUGAUAUGAUCUGGUUUAUGGAAGCAGAAUAUAACUAUUUAAGGGAAUUAUAUCAUUCCAGUGAAUAUGAGAAAGAAAGGAAGUCAG